ACUUUAAUACUUGUCAGUCAUUUGGGUAAAUCGGGGGUUUUUAUAAUUGCUCGCAAUUGAAACAACUGCAGGUUUUACCUUUUGAAAAAAAAAACGCGUAGUUUGUUUAAAAUUAUAUCAUAUUGAAAGUAUAAUCGUUGUUGUUUUUAUCCAUUAAUGUGUAGUUUUUAUUAAGCUCGGCGAUGACGAUUUAAUAUUAAUAAUAAAGUCUAUCGUCGUCUAGACGUCUGUCGUUAUGUAGUUUUUGUCGUUACCUCAACACAAACCACAUAUUAUUAUAAUAUAUAUAGUUACUGGACGUAAUAAUAUUAUUGAAUUAUAUUAUUAAAAGAGGUUUUGGGAUUUUCGUAUUUGACAUCGUCAAAAACACAAGUGUGCGAAAUGUGCAGCGCACCGUCUUUGGUCAAAGUGUUGUGGGGAAAUGUGAAAUGCGGACUGUUGCCCGAACUGUGUGCGAAUCGUGUGAGCAGUGCCGGCACCGGCAAAAAGCAGCCUCCCGUUCGCGUGACGGUGAUCGAGGGCCAGGGCGCAGGGCCGGUGGUGUGCGCGGCGGUGAGGAAAAUUUUCAAAGCGGCCCAGGUGCCGGUGGAAUGGGACUACCAGACGCUGAGCGUGUACCGCGACCAGAAGACCAACCGGAUGACCGUCAAUCCCCAGCUGCUCAGUUCCGCGGACGAGACGGGACUCGUGCUGUGCGCCAGGGACUCGGCAGUGGGGCACAACGACUCGGAAUGGUCGGGCUCGUUGGCGCUCAACAAGGCGCUCAACGCGUUUGUCGGCGUGCGCAAGUUCAAUUCCGCCGUCGGCCACGAGCCGUACGGCCCCGUCAACGUGAUAAACAUCCGGGACAACGUGAGCGGCGAAUACUCUGAAAUCGAGCACAUCGUCUCCCCGGGCGUCGUGCAGUCCAUCAAGACGGUGUCGAAGAAAAGCUCCACGGACGUGGCCAAGUUGGCGUUCGACUACGCCUGCAAGUACGGCCACUCCCGGAUCACGGUACUUCACAAGGCGGACGUGAUGAUGCUCACUGACGGCAUGUUCUUGAGGGCCUGCCGAGAGGUGAGCGCCUGCUUCCCGGAUGUGGAAUACCAAGAGGAGAAACUCGACUCGUUCUGCCUUCAAGUGACCUCUAAUCCCGGCCGGUACGACGUGCUGCUCACGACCAGCCUUUAUGGCGCGGUGGCCAGUGCUGUGUGCGGCACGAUGUCAGGUGGCCUGGCUACGGUGCCGACGGUUGCAUACGGGCCAAAGGCGACCGUGUUCAGCACCAUGAGUGACUACGGUUACAGCCACUACGGUCAUAGUGAUGGCGGUGCUAGGAUUGUCAACAAAAUGGUUUGCGGCCGUCAACCGAUCAUCAACCCGACGGGCAUCAUUAGAGCAGCCGCGUGGAUGUUAGAUCACGCUGGCAUGGUGGUCGCUGGGCGCUGCAUUGCUACGGCCCUGGAAAACACUAUCCGGCUUGGCGUCCGUACCCAGGAUAUGGGUGGCAACGUGUCCUGCUCGCAAUUUACCGAUGCCGUUAUCAAGAACCUGGAGGACUUGAAGCCCGUCGGUGGUUAGGAGAGUGUAGCCGGUCAGAUUUGAAACCCACGAUAUAAAAAUUUAAACUUGUUAAAUUCCAUUUGACAAAAAAAAGUGUAAA
Myzus persicae (green peach aphid) is the source of this 1645-nucleotide messenger RNA. Its product is annotated as isocitrate dehydrogenase [NAD] subunit alpha, mitochondrial-like. Gene Ontology annotation, biological process: isocitrate metabolic process; tricarboxylic acid cycle. The record is from RefSeq and is a predicted model, not a curated record. Lineage: Eukaryota; Metazoa; Arthropoda; Insecta; Hemiptera; Aphididae. Gene Ontology annotation, molecular function: isocitrate dehydrogenase (NAD+) activity. Gene Ontology annotation, cellular component: mitochondrion. The transcript is spliced from 2 exons. The coding region runs from base 382 to 1563 and encodes 393 amino acids.